Fonsecaea pedrosoi CBS 271.37 is the source of this 411-nucleotide messenger RNA. RefSeq lists its product as uncharacterized. Bases 1 to 411 code for a protein of 136 amino acids. The record is from RefSeq and is a predicted model, not a curated record. The transcript has a single exon. NCBI's taxonomy places the organism in Eukaryota, Fungi, Ascomycota, Eurotiomycetes, Chaetothyriales, Herpotrichiellaceae.
AUGUCCAUCGCCAGCCUUGUGCCUGGAUCCCUGUUCCUGGAGACUUCAGACCCCAAGGACCUCAUUCACGCAGUCAAAGAGAAACAGACGCUGUCUCCUUUCGUAUUGCCGCCGGCGGCACAACAUACGGAGCCCGACUUACAGAGUCCCCCGAAGAUAACCACAUCCCAAUCACACCCAGCCCCCACUCUCUUCAACAUGCCCGCGCCUCGGGCCCCCCGCUUCAGCUUCGCCUACAACAGCAUCCUCCUCGAUCACCAAAAGAUCCAGACGGGACGGGCCAUGAGUCGAGUCAAGGCAAACUACCACCUGUUCCUCCGCAACCAGCCGAGAAAACCGCACUUCAAGAUCCAAGACCUCGGGCCCAGAAGGAGGUGGCAGGUCCCCAAGAUGAGGCAGAUUGAGGAUUGA